Messenger RNA from Xenia sp. Carnegie-2017, 1399 nucleotides. RefSeq names its product intraflagellar transport protein 52 homolog. Gene Ontology annotation, cellular component: cilium; intraciliary transport particle B; centriole. The record is from RefSeq and is a predicted model, not a curated record. Lineage: Eukaryota; Metazoa; Cnidaria; Anthozoa; Malacalcyonacea; Xeniidae. Gene Ontology annotation, biological process: cilium assembly; intraciliary transport.
UGGGGACAUAUUUAUUUUAAGUAAAGUAUGGCUCCUAUCGCUACAAAUUCAGAGCAGCGAACGGAGGACAGUUAUGGUCAGAAUAACACUAUCGUUUUUAAUGCAUCAAAGAAAGAGCUCUUUACUCCAGCCAGUGGCUUUAGAAAUCUUGUGAGGAAACUCAGAAAUAAUUGGAAAGUUAUCAUUAAUAAGGAUGAAAUAACCUUGGAGAGAUUGUUGUAUGCCAAUCUGUUUGUUCUUGCUGGACCAAGAGAAAAAAUAUCAGCAAGUGAAUUUGAAGCAAUGAAAUCAUAUCUCGAGAAAGGUGGAAGUAUCCUUGUUUUAUUGGGAGAGGGUGGUGAGGUACACUUUAGUACAAAUAUCAAUUUUUUACUUGAAGAUUUUGGAAUCAUGGUUAAUUGUGAUUCAGUUAUACGUACAUCUUAUUAUAAAUACUUCCAUCCAAAAGAAGUGUAUAUUUCAAAUGGAGUUUUAAACAGAGAGAUAAAUAAUGCUGCUGGUAAACAUAUUCCUGGUGAUCUUGAUAGUGACCUCUCCACAUUCACUCAAUCAUUAAAUUUUGUCUAUCCAUUUGGUGCGACGCUACAUGUUGUAAAACCAGCGAUUCCUGUGUUAUCGACUGGGACAGUUUCAUUGCCAGUAAAUCGUCCGGUUUGUGCAUUUCAUUCUUCAAAGGCAUGUGUAUCAUACUUGUAUGUUACACUGUCAUCAACCAUAGAGAAGUGUAUGUUCUACUGUCAUCAACAUGGUAAACUUCUUAGGAGUUGUGAUGAAAUGCACGUGAAAUACGAGGCUCUACAGUUGAUUCCUCCCCAGUUUGAGACGCCGUUCCCUCCUUUACAAACAGCGGUAUUCCCGCCGACUUUUCGUGAAUUGUCUGGUCCACCAAUGGAACUUUUUGAUUUAGAUGAUCAUUUUUCAUCAGAAAAAGUCAGAAUUGCUCAAAUCACCAACAAAUGUACGAAGGAACUGAAUGUACAACACGUCAAUAAUCUCUUUUACUUAGGUGUCCAACACACUACCUGCAUAAAUGACCAAGUCUAACCGUUUAUAAGAAUAUUUAUUCACUCCCUGAUUAUGUCAAGAUUGUGACGUAUGUGUAGUGUGAAGUGUCCUUCGACAUUACUGACACAAACGAUAUUUUUGUGGAUAUUUGAAUACAGUUUCGUUAGACUUUUUAGGUCUUUCAGAUGACGACAGGGCAGUUCCUCGUGGCGUGGAUGAACAGCAAAACUGAGGUAUUUUUUUUAAUUUGUGCGGUUGUAGAUGAUCAGUAAUGUCGGCAAUGAAAUUUAUUUACGCACUUCGUACAAAAUAUGUUUUUAUAUAUUAUGCAUGUAAAUUUACUUUUCAUAAUUUGGAAAGGUUGUCGUUUAAAUAGAUUCGUGCUCAGCUACAA